Messenger RNA from Cylicostephanus goldi, 836 nucleotides. The record is from the annotation of a GenBank genome assembly. NCBI's taxonomy places the organism in Eukaryota, Metazoa, Nematoda, Chromadorea, Rhabditida, Strongylidae.
AUGUUGUGGACGUUUGGAAUAGUCUCAUUGACAGCUUGUAGAUCUAAGCUGUGCUCUUAUCCGAAGGUGUGCUCCAUGAUCGCACAACAUGAGAAUUUCUCGAAGUUUCCACCAGGAUUGAAGGAAUAUGUUUUGGCUGGCUUGAAAGGUGAACUUCCAGUACAAAAUAUCGCAAUGCCACCGAUGGACACAACUGGACGAUCCACUCCACCGCUUAGCUGGACACCCACACAAAGAUCGUCGAGUACAGAGAGUGCAAAGGGGAAUUCUGUGUUGUCCUACACCAACGUAGACACACUCGUAUCUGCCACAGAAAAGGAAGGAGCAGAAGUUGCACAACCGGAAACAGCUGUAAUACUAGCAUUGAUCGAAGAAAAUGGCGAACCAUUCAUCCGAUGGUUUGCGCAGUAUAUAGUGAUGAAGCGGGUUUCAAUAGAACAGAAUUUCCUGCCUCUCUACAAUCAAUUUGUCCAAGCUAUAAAUCAUCCGUUAUUGGAUACACAUAUCAAGAGAGAGACGUUCAGGAAUAUUAGGAUUUUGCUGCGAUCGGAUAAACGGCAAGCUGCUUCUAACUACAGUGACCGUCAACUGCUCAAAAAUCUAGGCAUGUGGCUAGGAUCUAUCACGAUAGCCCGAAAUAAGCCAAUCCUUAUUAGUGAGCUUGACUUGAAAGCUUUGCUUAUGGAAGCAUACUACAAAGGGCAACAAGAACUGCUGUUUGUCGUACCAUUCAUCGCAAAAAUCCUGUUCUCAUGCUGCAAAACACAGGUUUGUAGACAUUCCAGCAUUUUUGCCUGGGUUUGUCACUUCUUUCACAUCACCAGUACCCGAUAGUA